AUGGCUUUGAAACUUUUGGGUAGUUGGUUCAGUCCAUUUGCAUGCAGGGUACAAAUUGCCCUUAACAUCAAAGGUUUGGAGUAUGACAACAUUGAAGAAACCUGGCAUCCCAAAAGUGAGUUGCUUCUUCAUUCCAAUCCUGUAUACAAGAAAAUCCCAGUUUUCAGUCAUGGAGAUAAAAUCAUCUGUGAAUCUGCAAUCAUAGUUGAGUAUAUUGAUGAAGUUUGGAAAGAUAAUGGUACUCCCUCUAUCUUUCCUUCGAAUGCUUUUGAUAGCGCCAUUGCUAGAUUUUGGGUUGCCUACAUAGAUGACAAGUUUUUCAAUUCUGUGCGAAAUGGUUUAAUUGCUCAAGACGAAGAAUCAAAGAAGAAACAUUUUGAGCUAGUAGAAGAAGUGUUUAUGAGGUUAGAAGAAGUGAUUAACAAGUGCAAUAAUGAAGGAAUGGAGUUUUUUGGAGGAGACAAAAUUGGAUAUAUUGAUAUUGGUUUUGGGUGCUAUAUGAGUUGGGUUAGGGCAACAGAGAAAAUAGAAGGAAUCAAGUUGCUUGAUGGAGCUAAGACUCCUGCUUUGGUGAAAUGGGCUGAAGCUUUUGCUGAUCAUCCUGCUGUGAAGGGAGUUCUACCAGAAACUGAUAAACUUGUGGAGUUUGCAAAGGGUUAUGUGAAAAUUUUGGUUGAUAAAGCUUCUAAAUAA
Messenger RNA from Lathyrus sativus (Indian pea), 693 nucleotides. Lineage: Eukaryota; Viridiplantae; Streptophyta; Magnoliopsida; Fabales; Fabaceae. The record is from the annotation of a GenBank genome assembly.